AUGACGUAUAAGUUUAGCUGUUGCGACGAUGGGUCCGGAGCUACUGUUGGUUCAGUAGUGCGCUUCGAUAACGUCACCCUGUUAAUUGAUCCUGGCUGGAAUCCAUCUAAAGUUUCAUAUGAGCAGUGUGUCGACUACUGGGAAAAAGUGAUACCGGAAAUUGAUGUUAUAAUACUGUCACAACCGACCGCUGAAUGCCUAGGUGCUCACUCUUUGUUAUAUUAUAAUUUCAUUUCUCAUUUCAUAUCGAGAAUACAAGUUUACGCUACUCUUCCAGUUAUCAAUUUGGGGAGAGUAUCCACCAUAGACUCAUAUGCAUCAGCAGGUGUAAUAGGUCCGUAUGAUACUAACAAACUCGAUCUUGAGGAUAUAGAGAAAUCGUUCGACCACAUAGUUCCUCUCAAAUACUCACAAUUGGUAGAUUUACGAUCGAGAUUCGACGGGUUGACUUUACUAGCAUACAAUGCUGGUGUUUGUCCCGGUGGCUCUAUUUGGUGUAUAAGCACGUAUUCUGAAAAGCUGAUCUAUGCCAAAAGGUGGAAUCACACCAGAGAUAACAUACUAAACGCUGCUUCAAUACUGGAUGCAACUGGAAAACCUUCAUCCACGUUGAUGAGACCUUCUGCAAUAAUUACUACCUUAGACAGAUUCGGCUCUUCUCAGCCUUUCAAGAGACGUUCCAAAACUUUCAAAGACACAUUGAGGAAGGGUUUGAAUUCGGAUGGGUCUGUUAUAAUACCCGUAGAUAUGAGUGGGAAAUUUUUAGACCUUUUCACACAAGUUCAUGAGUUAUUAUUCGAAAGCACGAAGAUCAAUGCGCAUACGCAGGUGCCUGUACUCAUUCUAUCAUAUUCAAGAGGAAGAACCUUAACUUACGCCAAAUCCAUGCUUGAAUGGCUAUCUCCAACCCUUCUUAAAACAUGGGAAAAUAGAAAUAAUACUUCACCGUUUGAAAUUGGAUCACGGGUCAAAAUUAUAUCUCCAAAGGAACUUAAGAAGUACGUCGGUUCCAAGAUCUGCUUUGUAUCUGAAGUGGAAGCCUUAAUCAACGAAGUUAUAACUAGGAUAGGUAAUUCUGAAAAGACAACCCUGAUAUUGACUAAACCGAACUUUGAAUCUGCAUCCUGUCUGGAUAAGAUAUUAGACAUUAUAAAACAAGAUAAAAGCGACCGAAAAAGCCCCUCUGAGGAGGAUAAACCAUUCGUUUGCGAUAGUUACAUUUCAAUCGACACUAUAAAGGAAGAGCCUUUGAGUAAAGAGGAAUUGGAAGCGUUUAAAUUACAGCUGAAAGAGAAAAAAAAGAAUAGAAACAAGAAGAUUUUACUAUUGAAAAGAGAAUCCCAAAAAUUGGCCAAUGGCAACACAAACAUAGACGAUUCCAACGCUGGAGGAACGAUAAACAGCCAAGACAUCUUAGCAGGCGAUGCAGAUGAAGAGCCAGUGACAGACCGCAUCACAGGAGAAGACGAAGAUGAAGAAGAGGAGGAAGAUAACGAUAAUUUACUAAGCUUACUUAAGGACAAUUCCCAAAAGCCUUUGGCAAAGAAAAACACUGAGGCCUCUGUGGACAUCAUUAUACAACAAAAUGCAACCUCGAAACACAAAAUGUUUCCUUUCAAUCCUAUUAAAAUUAAAAAAGAUGAUUACGGUACUGUCGUAGAUUUCACGAUGUUUAUACCAGAUGACUUAGACAACACUAAUCUAAAUAGCAGGAAAAGGCCACUAAAAGAUGGCAGCAAAAGCAUGGGCAAGGACAGUGUUGCAGGUGAUGAAGACAGCAAAAACGAAGAAGAUGAUGGUUACAAUGUGGGGGACCCAGUAAGUAAAAAGAGGAAACACCGUAGUUCUCGUUAUUCAGGGUUCACUGGUGCUGAAGAAACGGAAAAUUUUGAUAAUUUGGACUAUUUAAUAAUAGACAAGACACUUUCAAAAAGAAUAGAAUCUACAGCAAACAUCCAAUUGAAAUGUUCCGUAGUGGUGUUGAAUUUACAGAGUUUGGUUGAUCAAAGAUCCGCAUCCAUUAUAUGGCCAUCAUUAAGAUCUAGGAAAAUGGUACUUUCAGCUCCUAAAAAUAUCCAAAAUGAGGAACUAAUAGCCAAACUCACAAACAAAAAUAUCGAAGUGGUAAACAUGCCAUUGAAUAAGACAGUAGAAUUCAAUACAACCAUAAAGGCCCUCGAUAUCUCCAUUGAUUCUGAACUCGAUAAUCUUCUGAAAUGGCAACGUAUCAGCGGUAGUUACACAGUCGCCACUGUUGUUGGCCGACUAGUUAAGGAGACUCUUCCACAAGUCAAUAACCAUCAAAAGACAGCUUCUAGGAGUAAACUGGUCUUGAAGCCGUUAAACGGUUCAUCAAGAAGUCAUAAAACUGGCGCAUUGUCUAUUGGUGAUGUUAGGUUAGUUCAACUAAAGAAACAGUUAACGGAAAAAAACUACAUUGCAGAAUUCAAAGGUGAAGGUACACUUGUCAUCAAUGGAAAAGUGGCAGUCCGUAAAAUUAAUGAUGCAGAAACCAUUAUUGAUGGUACCCCCUCUGAACUAUUUGAUACUGUCAAGAAAUUGGUAACAGAUAUGUUAGCAAAAAUUUAG
Molecule: messenger RNA, 2589 nt
Organism: Saccharomyces eubayanus
Lineage: Eukaryota; Fungi; Ascomycota; Saccharomycetes; Saccharomycetales; Saccharomycetaceae
Gene: CFT2
Product: cleavage polyadenylation factor subunit CFT2
Exons: 1
Coding region: 1-2589 (862 amino acids)
Biological process (GO): mRNA 3'-end processing by stem-loop binding and cleavage
Cellular component (GO): mRNA cleavage and polyadenylation specificity factor complex
Molecular function (GO): RNA binding
Source: RefSeq, a predicted model, not a curated record